Talpa occidentalis (Iberian mole) is the source of this 2687-nucleotide messenger RNA. It is a transcript of the gene CUNH18orf63, whose product is annotated as chromosome unknown C18orf63 homolog. The record is from RefSeq and is a predicted model, not a curated record. The transcript is spliced from 14 exons. Lineage: Eukaryota; Metazoa; Chordata; Mammalia; Eulipotyphla; Talpidae. The coding region runs from base 3 to 2225 and encodes 740 amino acids.
GCAUGCUGGGAGUGCAGGGUAUUCCGCUCGCGGUGUAUGCUGGGAACAAGCUGCCUGUGAGGGAGGCGGAGGAGCGGCCCGGCCCGACUGCAGACGCGUCCAGACGACGGGAAGACAUGGCCGGCGCUGCGCCGCAGUCGCUCUUCUUCCUCGCGCUUCCAGAUCUGCGCCAGCUCUGCGCUGUCGGGGUGCUGCUGAGGGGCGCGGGCAGCGAGGCGAGGGGCCUGCAGAUGACCCUGUGCAGGCAGUUGCUGUUUUUGCAUCAAGAUAUUCUUACAUCACCUGUGCCUGGAGUAGUAAACCAAAUUUGGGUGGUGAUGGCGGUACCAUUUUAUAAAGCUGGAAAACUUAAUGUCUAUAUUGAAAAAUAUGGAGCUAAGAUGGAGGCUGCCCAAAGAGUACUUCCAGUAAUUCUUCAAAACUGCCUUUCAUAUUCACUGAUGGCUAGACUCGCUCCAGCCUGGAAUAAAACGGGCCAUCUCCUGGUGCAAGGAAGAGAGUUUCUUUCUCAGGCGGGAAAGCAAAAUGCUGUUGUACUAGACAUCAAUGUAACAGAAACUCACAUUUGUCUAAGCAUAGAAGUUUAUACAAUCAGACUGCCGCCGCCUGAGCUAAGCGACUUUGGUAUUUCUCAGAGAGUAAUAAAGGAUUUUGAGACUAAUACGGAUGCUGUCAUUGAGGGACAUUCGAUUUUAAGCAACUGGUGCUACAUUUUGCCAAGUAUGAAAAUGGGACAAGUACUAAGUGUUCUUCACACCAUGCCCCCGGACUGUCCUUUUCACUCCUUCGAUGAUUUCCGGAUGCACUGGGACACACUGUAUGGCUAUAAGCUUCCAGAAGAUUGUAGAAAUUCAAAAGUGUACUGCAGCAUCUACUUCAAAAUGAUAGGAGGAAGGACCUUCACGUACCCUCUCAGCUGCAUCAGAAGCCAACCCGUGCAGUUCUUUCCAAGGGUGGAUCUGGAAGGUGUAUUGAAAAGUUUUCUUUCAGAUUUAAAAUCUAAGCUGCCGCACAUAUGUGGGUUUCCCAUAAAGAUGACAGCUGAGCCGUGCUACCACACGCGUGAGCUCACGAAGCCGUCUGCGCAGGAAAGCAAAGUCAAGCCACCCAAUCUGACCACUAAAAGAAUGUUCCCUCCCUCCCGGACUCUGGCCCCUUCCACAAGACCCGCCUCCGCUCCAAGUCUUCCGCAGGGUUGGGUAGCAGAGGACCGCCAGGUGGCGCCGCCGGCCAGCCAGCCGAGCCCUGGUGUGUCCUCCACUCCUGCCGCCCAGCCAGGAUCUGCCCAGAGCAGAAAGAAAGCCCUGCCCAACCAGGCACAAGUGCCCUUGGAAGUUCCAGUGCCCAGCGGGGGAAAGACUCGAGUGCAAGACACAAAUUCUAGUUCCCAGAGUAAUGUCGCCCCUAAGUUCAUACCAGUUUUCAAAAAUUGCUUGUCAGGGUCAAACAAAAGUGUCUUACAUCCUGGCCACCAGAAAAGAAAAUCAUAUGUUGUUGCAGAACCUAAGUUGUUUUCACUGAAUACCAGUGUGAUCCAGGGCGACAAGGCCAAAUUAGGUCCAACUAUUAAAAAAAAAUCUAAUCGGAACAUGCAGAUAAGUGCUGGGGAUUUAAGUAAGCCUUCUGGGUCUCUGCCCGAAAGAAAUGCGCAAUCCCACGAAAAUGUAACAAAAUAUCCCCCGUCUAGUGGAAAAUUAUCCACUGGGAGUAAACUACUCUCUAAUAGCUCAGUAUUUCAGGUGGCAAAUAAAGAUUUAGGUGUAAUGACAAAUGCUGCUGACUCCCAGAUAAGCAGAAAAGAAAUUUUAAGAAGCAAAUAUAUAACACAGGUCGUAGGGAAAGGCCACGAGUCACUGAAUGUGAAAAAACAUCCACAUAUUUUUGAAUCAGACUCAGAAGAGCCCCAACUCCUGCAGCAGCAAUCUGUAGAUCAAACUGAAGCUGCAGUAGGUGACCCCAGAUCAAAACCAAGCAAAACAGCUCACAGGUCCAAAAGAAAAGUAUGUCAAGAAUCUUCACAGCCGUCAAAGAAGCCUCAUUGCAAUGCUGCCCAUUUUGGACCGUCCAGUGCUUCUAGGGGCCAGAGACGUGAGUCGGAUAAGUCAAAACCCAAGAAAUCCAUCGUCCUUCGUCCAGCUGAUGUGGAUGUAAAAGAAGGAAAUGUCCGCCAGAGAAGAGAUUCCGGACAAGUUUGCUGUGCUCAGAUUCACCAGAGAGAUCGAUGAAGAUUUUGGUUCAUUUGAAAGAUUGUGUUGAAGACCAGGAUAAUUCCACAUCCAAUUAAGGAAAACCAAAUUGUAUUCCCUUGUUCCAAUUUUUAGUCAUUUAUAUGCAUUGUGGGCCUCCUCCCCCCAGAUUAUUUUUCAUAUUCCAAAAAAUGUAUGUUAGUUUCAGAACCAUUAUAAUUUUAUAACCAUAAGUAAAUGAUUUAAAGUCUGCCUGUAUCCAGAAUCUUAAAAUAUUAGCCAAAGUUAAUGCUGAAAGCCAUCUCCAUAGAAAUACAAAAAUGCUUUCCACCUACUGUGUAUUUUCAGUAUUUGUUGCUUACUGUAUUUGUGUUUGGUUUUAUUUAUAGUUUUAUUAUAUACUGCUAACAUCCAUUACUUAUAUUUGUAUUUGUUGUUUAUUUACUAUAGCAUAUAGGUAAAAAAUACGUGUUUAUAAACUAGUUCUCUGACCAGUUUUUG